Messenger RNA from Lucilia cuprina (Australian sheep blowfly), 2609 nucleotides. RefSeq names its product semaphorin-1A (gene Sema1a). Gene Ontology annotation, biological process: neural crest cell migration; negative regulation of axon extension involved in axon guidance; negative chemotaxis. The record is from RefSeq and is a predicted model, not a curated record. The coding region runs from base 187 to 2229 and encodes 680 amino acids. The transcript has 20 exons. Gene Ontology annotation, molecular function: semaphorin receptor binding; chemorepellent activity. Lineage: Eukaryota; Metazoa; Arthropoda; Insecta; Diptera; Calliphoridae.
UUUGUAGGUCCUGAAGAUGUUUUAAAAUUUCUCGGAAAUGAAAGUGCCGUGGAUCACUUCAAACUGGUAACGCGUGAUGGUGAUUCUCUACUAGUGGGUGCUAGAAAUAUAGUCUUCAAUUUAAGCAUACAUGAUCUACAAGAACAACAACGUUUAGUAUGGAAUUCACCCGAAGACGAUCAGAAAAUGUGUGUUGUCAAGGGUAAAGAUGAGGAGGCGUGCCAAAAUUAUAUACGCAUCAUGGUUGUUACCUCGCCUGGACGUUUAUUUGUAUGCGGUACAAAUUCAUUUCGUCCCAUGUGUAACACUUACAUAAUCAACGACAACAAUUAUACCCUGGAGGCAACUAAAAAUGGACAAGCUGUUUGUCCAUACGAUCCACGACAUAAUUCAACAUCAGUAUUUGCUGAUAAUGAAUUGUAUUCGGGCACAGUGGCUGAUUUCAGUGGCAGUGAUCCGAUUAUCUAUAGAGAACCAUUACAAACAGAGCAAUAUGAUAGCUUAAGUCUUAAUGCACCAAAUUUUGUUAGCUCUUUUACCCAGGGCGAUUUUGUAUAUUUCUUAUUUCGUGAAACAGCGGUGGAGUAUAUAAAUUGUGGAAAAUCGAUAUUUUCGCGUGUGGCACGUGUUUGUAAAUGGGACAAGGGUGGACCACAUCGUUUCCGCAAUCGUUGGACUUCAUUUUUAAAGUCACGUUUAAAUUGUUCAAUACCUGGCGAUUAUCCCUUCUACUUUAAUGAAAUACAAUCUGCUAGUAAUCUUGUUGAAGGACAUUAUGGUCACUCAAGCGCCAAAUUGAUUUAUGGCGUUUUUAAUACACCAACAAAUUCAAUUCCUGGCUCAGCAGUUUGUGCAUUUUCAUUGCAGGAUAUUGCGGAUACAUUUGAGGGCAGUUUUAAGGAACAAAGUGGCAUCAACUCUAAUUGGCUGCCGGUCAAUAAUGCCAAGGUACCCGAACCACGUCCCGGAUCAUGCCAUAAUGAUUCACGAACACUUCCGGAUCCGACAUUAAAUUUCAUCAAAACACAUUCUCUAAUGGAUGAAAAUGUUCCAGCAUUUUUCGGUCAACCAAUUUUGGUUAGAACAAGCACUAUCUAUCGCUUUACUCAAAUCGCGGUAGAUCCUCAAAUCAAAACGCCGGGUGGUAAAACCUAUGAUGUGAUAUUUGUGGGCACUGAUCAUGGUAAAAUCAUAAAAUCUGUUAAUGCUGAAUCAGCGGAUUCCGAUAAAAAAGUGACCUCAGUGGUUAUAGAAGAAAUCGAUGUUUUGCCAAAAAGUGAACCUAUACGCAAUUUGAGAAUAGUGAGAACAAUGCAAUAUGAUCAACCCAAAGAUGGCAGUUACGAUGAUGGUAAAUUAAUCAUUGUCACUGAUAGUCAAGUGAUUGCCAUACAAUUGCAUCGUUGUCACAACGAUAAAAUCACCAGUUGCAGCGAAUGUGUUGCACUGCAGGAUCCAUAUUGUGCCUGGGAUAAAAUUGCUGGCAAAUGUCGUUCACAUGGUGCGCCACGUUGGCUUGAAGAGAACUAUUAUUAUCAGAAUGUCACAACUGGCCAACAUGCUGCAUGCCCCUCAGGUAAAAUCAAUUCCAAAGAUGCCAAUGUUGGCGAACAAAAAGGCUAUCGUGAUGAUAUGGGUCUUUUGGAUCAAAGACGUCAAAGUAAAGAUCAGGAAAUGAUCAAUAUAAUGCAAGAUAAAAACUUUGAAGGUCCACAAAUUUCUCCAGAUAUAAUCAAUGCUCAAUAUACUGUUGAAACCUUAGUGAUGGCUGUUUUGGCGGGUUCCAUAUUCUCGCUAUUAGUUGGUUUCUUUACCGGCUACUUUUGUGGUCGUCGUUGUCAUAAGGAUGAGGAUGAUAAUUUACCCUAUCCCGAUACGGAAUAUGAAUACUUUGAACAACGGCAAAAUGUUAAUAGAAUUCAAGCUGAACCCAAAUUAUUACCUCAAGUUGAAGAGGUAACCUAUGCUGAACCGGUAUUAUUACCUCAACCACCAAGUCAAAAUAAAAUGCAUUCACCAAAGAGUACUUUACGUAAACCCAUGCAACAUCAUGGUGCACCCAAUUCCGAAACAUUCUUCCAAUUUCAGCCCGAUGGCUAUAAUACACAACAAACAUAUCGUUGUCGCGAUAAUUUCGGUACUUUAAGAUCUCAUCAAGUUAUGGGUGAUAAUUAUCGUCGUGGUGAUGGCUUUUCCACCACUCGCAGUGUCAAGAAGGUUUACCUUUGAGACGGGAGUGGGGCGGCUGAAACCAGUCAGGGAUUAAUUACCCAAAAUAUGGCUGUUAACACAAAUACACGUAAUCGAAGUCUUGGCCGUUUAAGAAGGCAGCCGCCCCGUCAUGGUAUUGCUCACAAGGGGGACAUAUUUUAUGUAUGGAUGCUUUUCAGCAUUUUUUGGACCGGUUUUUAGAAGAUUUUUUUUUAAUAAUAUAAAUUUCAAAAAUAGAUUGUGUUGUUACUUUAGAGUAGUUAUAAGAUAAUUAAAGGAAAUGUUUUAUUAUUUUUUGUGUAAAAUUUCAACUCAUCUUUCUACAUGUUUUUCCAAGCAACAUGUUGUGAAGAAUACAUGAAACCACUUGUUAACUGUCAUAAGUAAUUAGGGGAUUU